This is a messenger RNA of Entrophospora candida, 1512 nucleotides long. The record is from the annotation of a GenBank genome assembly. Lineage: Eukaryota; Fungi; Glomeromycota; Glomeromycetes; Entrophosporales; Entrophosporaceae.
AUAAUAAUUGCAUCAUCUUUACUAUUAUUAAAAUGUUCUCACAUGCAAAUUAUAUAUGCAGAACAAAUUGAAAAUAUUCGUGGUGUUGCAAAUUCUAAUUUACAUUUAUAUAAAAGAGAGAAUUCAAAUUGGAGAUGUUUAGAUGGCUCCGCAAUAAUACCACAUGAAGCAAUUAACGAUGAUUAUUGUGAUUGUGUUGAUGGAUCAGAUGAACCAGGUACAUCAGCAUGUCUAAAUGGUCGAUUUUAUUGUAAAAAUAUUGGGCACAUUCCUUCUUAUAUCCCAUCUAGUCGUGUAAAUGAUGGAGUUUGUGAGCCUGAAUGUUGUGAUGGAUCUGAUGAGUAUGAUGGAAAAGUUCAAUGUCCAAAUGUUUGUAAAAAAGUUGGUGAAGAAUAUCGUAAACAUGUUGAAGGAUUGAUUAAGAUUCAAACUGAGGGAGUUCGUAAAAAACAGGAAUAUAUUGAAUAUGGUAGAAAAUUAAGGGAAGAACGUGAAGCUAACCUGAAUAGAUUAAAAACUGAACUUGAAGCUGCAAAGACAAGGGUUCAGGAACGUUUAGCUGCAUUAAAGAAAGCUCAAGAUGCAGAAAAAAAUCAUGCAUUACAAACAAAUACAAAAGAAACCAAUCAUCUUUUAAAUGAAAAAAUUGAAUUGAUGCAUAACCAAAUUAAAGCCUUGCUUGAUAUUCUCAAAAAUUUAAAGAAUGGUCAUAAUCCAAAUUAUCAUGAUCUUGCAGUUACAUCAGCAAUUAAAGAAUAUGAUGAUUUUAAGGAAGAAUAUGAAAAAACUAUGGGCGAAAGUUUAGAUAUAGUAGAUGAUAAUGAUAAAAUAUCUAAUGAUAAAAUACCUGAUGAUAAAGUAGAAGAAGAAAUAAAGCCUAAAUAUUCAUAUUGGAAUUUGAUUAUUGAAACAUCUCGUGUGUUUGUUAAUGAUGUCUUGGAAGCAUUUGGAUUAGCAGAUUAUGCAAUUGAUAAAAGUGAAAGUGAUUCAUUAGAAAUAAAGGGAAAUAAAAAAGAAUCUAAAGAUGUUUCUGCUGCUCAAGACGCUUACAAUAGUGCACAUGAGGAACAAACAAAUAUAGAAAAAAAAAUUAAUGAAAUUCAGAGUAAACUCUCUAUGGAUUAUGGAAAACAAGAUGAAUUUGCUAAGCUUGAUGGUGAAUGUUUUACGUAUAAUUCUGGAGAGUAUACUUAUACUGUUUGCAUGUUAGAAAGUGUUAAACAAAAAAGCAAUAAUGAUCAUUCUUCAUCAUCUUUAGGAAAUUUUAUAAAGUGGAAUGGAGCUGAAUCAAAAGAUGAUCCAAAAUAUUACAUGAAACAAUUAUAUGAUAAUGGAACAAGAUGUUGGAAUGGGCCUAAUCGUUCAGCCAAGAUACAUUUUGAGUGUGGUAAAGAUAAUGAAAUAUUAUCUGUUGCAGAACCAGCAAAAUGUGAAUAUUUAAUAAAAAUGACCACACCAGCUGCAUGUCAUAAAAUUGACAUACAAAAUAAUAAACUCCAUGAAGAAUUAUGA